CACCAUGUGCCUGCGCCUCCCUCACCAUGGCUGCCGUGCCGCAAAGGACCCUUAAUUGGCUGUACAGCAUCCUGAUCAGGGACCAUUAUGAUCCCCGACAAACAUACCAGGACCCCAACCGCACCUACUAUGAGGUCGCCGGCGUGCUUGGUCAAUACCCUUCGCUGGGUCCCCGGACCGAAGUCUACACCUUCGAGAACGGUUUCUCCGCCCUCCUCCUACAACUGACCGGCACGUUACCCGUGACGUUUCGCGGCACCGUCUACAAGUUCCCCAUCACAAUAUGGCUCCCAAACACAUACCCUCGAGAACCGCCAUUGGUAUACGUGACACCGACACAGGACAUGGCUGUGCGCGUGGGGCAACAUGUCACAUUGGAAGGGAGGGUGUACCAUCACUACUUAGCACACUGGGCUGAGGCGUGGGAGCGCUCAUCUUUGAGUGAUUUUCUCUUGAUACUCCGAGAGGUCUUUGCGAAGGAGCCCCCGGUGCGAUACAAGCAACAGCCCACACAACCGCGACCGCCCCAGCCAGCGCAGGCGCAGGCACCUCCAUUACCACCUCUGCCUCGGGAGCUCGAUCCCACACCUAAUCGCAAUGCUUCUCCGAUAACUGCUCAGGUGCCACCACCCCCGCCUCCAAAGCCAGGACAAACACCGCUCGAGCCGCCUCAGCGCACGCCGUCAUCAGGGCGAUACACAUCUCCCCCACCAAUCCCUCCACUGCCACCGAAGGAGCAGGAUUCCCGACGGGUAUCCCUGCAACCGCAAGGUGUCGGCAGCCCUGUAAGCAGGCCACAAUACCUGCCAGAGCGCAGUGGAGUCCCUGCAGGGAUACCUCCACAUGUCGCCCAGCCGAUGCCCGGAUACCUGCCUGGGUCAGCGCAGUUUCAGCCCUUGAGUGGCACACAUGCUCAGCGGGCGCCCGCUUACUAUCCUGUGCAACAGGCUCAUCCAGCCUACCAAAGACCCCCACAGGCACUUCCUCGACCGUCGCCACAUGCUGGACAUCAGCAAGCACAACAGUCUGCUCCGCAACCCAAGGCAGAGACGCCGGAUCUUCUCACCUCUCCAUUCGAGCUCGAACUCCCAUCCUUCACACCCACCGGCCCAGCCCCUCCAAUCCCACCUAAUCCAGAGAAAGACGCCCUGCUGCAGGCGGUUUCGAAGACUCUGUCCGAGACUCUCCAAACCAACGUUACACAGUCCGAAGCCGCCGCUCAAUCCUUGAUUUCGCAAUCACACUCUCUGCACGCGGCUAUUGCCACUCUUCAAGGCGAAAUUUCAUCGCUCAGCGCUCUCAAUUCAACUCUGCAAACGAAUACCUUGACCCUGCAACAAUCUCUGCAUCGCGCUGACGGCGUCAUCGCAGACGCACAAAGCCGUAUCUCAUCCUCGGCCCCGUCCUCCAGCACCGACGCCGCUGCGUCGGGUCUUCCUCCGAUCGAUGAGGUUCUCGUCGCCCCGACCGUUGUCGGUAAGCAGCUGUAUGACCUGGUUGCUGAAGAGCGUGGUAUCCAGCAGGCGAUUUAUGCCCUGCAAGCCGCGCUGGUAAAGGGGGUGAUUGGCGUCGAGACCUGGUCGCGCCACACGCGUGGACUUGCUCGUGAGGCGUUCCUGAAACGGGCCCUGAUACGGAAGAUUGGGAAAGGUAUGGGGUUGGAGGAGGUUCAUGUGUAGACGGAUCUGUAGAUAUCCGGGACGUUACCGAAAUGUAUAUAGCUUACGUUGGAAUGAUAUGCUUGCUAUAGAGCGCUUCAUGCGUCGGAGAUAAUGCUAACCAUGAGAUUGUCGCUGACACUAACACAAUCAAGUCAGCAUAAUAGUUACAAUGAG
Messenger RNA from Aspergillus sclerotioniger CBS 115572, 1835 nucleotides. RefSeq names its product putative endosomal sorting complex protein TSG101. Gene Ontology annotation, cellular component: ESCRT I complex. The record is from RefSeq and is a predicted model, not a curated record. The coding region runs from base 27 to 1679 and encodes 550 amino acids. Gene Ontology annotation, biological process: endosome to lysosome transport; protein modification process; protein transport. NCBI's taxonomy places the organism in Eukaryota, Fungi, Ascomycota, Eurotiomycetes, Eurotiales, Aspergillaceae. The transcript is spliced from 4 exons. Gene Ontology annotation, molecular function: ubiquitin binding.